This is a messenger RNA of Morus notabilis, 1174 nucleotides long. RefSeq lists its product as uncharacterized. Lineage: Eukaryota; Viridiplantae; Streptophyta; Magnoliopsida; Rosales; Moraceae. Bases 67 to 1059 code for a protein of 330 amino acids. The transcript has a single exon. The record is from RefSeq and is a predicted model, not a curated record.
UCUUAUACAUCAUCUCUCCCUUGCAUUGCAAGAGAAGAUCAAAGCCCAACAACAACAACAACAAGAAUGGAGAAAUCUUGUAAGAUCCUCAGAAGAUCAAUCUACACAUUCCUCCAAAACUACCACCAUUUCACCUCAAAAGCAGCUCUCUUGGCCUUGCCUUUCUCAGCCUCAAUCCUCCUCUCACAAGCCUUGAUCUUCCCUUCAUCAUCAUCUUCUUCUCUUUUGCCCACCAUUUACACUCGCCUCGACAACCUCUUCGAUGCCGCCGGCUUCCCACACUCCUCGGAAUUCUUCACAAUUCUCAAUCAGAAGCUCUCCCAGACAAUCUCUUUAUCAAUCUUCACACUUCCCUUUACUCUCACAUUCUUCCUCCUAUCCAAAGCCUAUGUAAUCCAAUCUCUUACCUCUCCGAAACCCGCCUCCCGACCUUCUUUCUCUUCAAUCCUGUCCCUUUACGAUCCACUUUUCAUAACCUACAUAUGCAAUUCUCUCCUGAUCCUCUCUGCCAAUGCAACAGUCUUCACUCUCCUUUUCUUUGCCUUCAAUGUCCUCGACGGGCUCAGUUUCAACUCCCCGAACACCGUCCUCUUUCUCUCGGCAUCCGGGGCUGUUUUGUACUCAAUAGUCCUUGCAAACACACUCAUAACAUGCAAUUUGGCGCUUGUUUUGUCAGGCAUGGAAAGGAGCGGUGGAUACUUGGCCACCCUCAAAGCUUGUGUCCUGAUAAAGGGAAGAAUUUCAACAGCUUUGUCUCUAGCUCUGCCUUUGAAUCUCACUUUGGCUGCAUUAGAGGCUUUGUUCCAAUACAGAGUUGUUAGAGCUUAUCAUGUCCAUGGAAAGCUUGGAUCUUCAAUGGUUUUGGAAAGCAUUUUGAUCUUCUACUUGUACUCAAUUCUUGUGGUGAUUGACACUGUUGUGAACAUCAUGUUCUGCAGAAGUUGCCAAGUGGGGUUUCUGAUUGAUCAAGAGGAAAGAAUUUGUGGGGCCAAAGAUGGAGAUCAUCGUGAUGAGAAAAGCGGCUAUGCCAGUUUGAAGAAUUUGGAAGAAAUUCCAUGAUUUUUUUAAAAUUUUUUAUUUUUCAUGUUCUGAGAAACCAACACAAAAAGUCAACUCUCUUUCUUUUAUUCCUUUGUAAAGGGUGCAGAUGAAUGCAAACAAAUUAAAAGAUCAU